Molecule: messenger RNA, 2643 nt
Organism: Sturnus vulgaris (Common starling)
Lineage: Eukaryota; Metazoa; Chordata; Aves; Passeriformes; Sturnidae
Source: RefSeq, a predicted model, not a curated record
UCACAGCCUCUCCCUGCAGGAGGAAUUGGGCCGUGUCCCGGGGCUCCCGUGCGUGAAGGACGGAGGCAGAGGAAGGCUGCCCUGGGUGUUUACCAUCACUGCACAGGAUCCCUGUCAUUCUUAUGAGCCUGCCGACCACCACCGGCCCAAGAUGUCAGCGGGGGACAAGAACGGGGGCAGCCGCUCCAGCAGCAGCCGCCUGCAGAGCAAGAAGCCCCCCAACCUCUCCAUUGUCAUCCCUCCCCGGGAGGCAGAGGAGGACGGUGCCCACAAGGAGCCCUCCAAGGUGCCCGUCUACCGCAAGAGCAAGAGCCUGCAGGAGCCCCGCCCGGAGCGCCGGCCCGGCUUCCGCCGGCAGACAUCCCUGUCCCAGAGCAUCCGCAAGGGCACAGCGCAGUGGUUCGGCGUCAGCAGCGACUGGGAGGGCAAGCGGCAGCAGUGGCAGCGCAAGAGCCUGCAGCACUGCAGCAUGAGGUACGGCAAGCUGAAGGCUGCCUAUCGCGACAUGGAGCUGCCCAGCCAGGAGGUGCCCUCCUUCCAAGCCACCGAGUCGCCCAAGCCUGCCAAGAUGCCCAAGAUCGUGGACCCGCUGGCCAGGGGCCGUCCCUUCCGCCACCCCGACGACACCGACCGUCCCCACACGCCCCACCACGUCCUGCCCCCGCUCACCCCCGGCGUUGUCUCCUUGGCGUCCUUCAACAGCAUCCGCUCGGGCCACGGCCGCCUGCCCCGCAGGAAGAGGGAGUCUGUCGCCCACAUGAGCUUCAAGGCAGCUGCAGCCCUUCUCCGUGGGCGCUCUGUCCUGGAGCCACUGGCUCCCAAGCAAAGGAGCAAGAGGAGCUUCCUGUACCCCAGCUUCAUGGAUGAGGACAUGGUGGAUGCUGCUGAUACCCUGGACUCGUCCUUCUUCAGUAAGAUGGACAUGCACGAUGAGACAUACUCCAUGCCUGAUGACGUCUUUGAGUCUCCUCCUCUAUCAGCCACAUACUUACGCAUGCACCAGGUGGGGGAGGAUGCCAAGGUGUCCCCCGAGGUGGAGCAGCCCACCCCGCGGGAGGGUGUCCGGCUGGGUUCAGUGCCGGGCAGUGCAGGCCCGGCUCCGCGGCGGGGCCGGCGCAUCGCCUCCAAAGUGAAACACUUCGCCUUCGACCGCAAGAAACGCUACUACGGGCUGGGGGUGGUGGGCAAGUGGCUGAACAGGACGUACCGGCGCAGCCUGAGCAGCAUCGUGCAGUCCCAGCUGGAGAUCACCGACAGCCACCGGCCAUAUUUCACAUACUGGAUCACCUUUGUCCACAUUCUCAUCACCCUGCUGGUCAUUGGCACCUACGGCAUUGCCCCCAUCGGCUUCACCCAGCAUGUGACGACAGAGUUAGUGCUGAGGAACAAGGGUGUCUAUGAGAGUGUCAAGUACAUCCAGCAGGAAAACUUCUGGAUCGGGCCCAGCUCGAUCGACCUGAUCCACCUGGGAGCCAAGUUCUCCCCCUGCAUCCGGAAGGACCGGCAGGUGGAGAGGCUCAUCCAGCGCGAGCGGGACCGGGAGCGCGGCUCCGGCUGCUGCGUCCAGAACGACAACUCAGGCUGCAUCCAGACCCUGCCACAGGACUGCUCGGAGACACUGGCAACAUUCAUCAAGUGGCCAGGCAGCAACGCACCAGCCAUGGGCUCAGGAGAGAAGCGGACCUCAGGGGCUGUGUGUCACCAGGACCCCAGGACAUGUGAGGAGCCAGCAUCCAACCCACCCCAUGUGUGGCCAGACGACAUCACCAAGUGGCCGAUCUGCACCUACGAGACCAAAACCAACCACACGGGCUUUGCCCACCUGGACUGCGAGAUCAAGGGCAGGCCCUGCUGCAUCGGCACCAAGGGCAGCUGCGAGAUCACCACACGGGAGUACUGCGACUUCAUGCACGGCUACUUCCACGAGGAGGCAACGCUCUGCUCACAGGUGCACUGCCUGGACGAGGUCUGUGGGCUCCUGCCCUUCCUGAACCCGGAGAUCCCUGACCAGUUCUACCGCCUGUGGCUGUCCCUGUUCCUGCAUGCUGGCAUCAUCCACUGCCUGGUGUCGGUGACGUUCCAGAUGACGGUGCUGCGGGACCUGGAGAAGCUGGCAGGCUGGCAUCGCAUCUCCAUCAUCUUCAUCCUCAGUGGCAUCACGGGCAACCUGGCCAGUGCCAUCUUCCUGCCAUACAGGGCAGAGGUGGGCCCUGCCGGGUCCCAGUUCGGCUUGCUGGCCUGCCUCUUCGUGGAGCUCUUCCAAAGCUGGCAAGUGCUGGAGAAACCCUGGAAAGCCUUCCUCAACCUCUUUGGCAUCGUCCUGUUCCUCUUCAUCUGUGGCCUCUUGCCCUGGAUCGACAACAUCGCUCACCUCUUCGGGUUCCUGAGCGGCCUGCUGCUGUCCUUCGCCUUCCUGCCCUACAUCACCUUCGGCACGGUGGACAAGUACCGCAAGCGGGCCAUGAUCAUCGUGUCCCUGCUGGUCUUCGUGGGGCUCUUUGCCUCGCUGGUGGUGUGGCUGUACGUGUACCCCGUGAACUGGCGCUGGGUGGAGUACCUCACCUGCCUGCCCUUCACCAGCAAGUUCUGCGAGAAGUAUGGGCUGGAGCAGGUCCUGCACUGACCCUGCCGGCAGGGAUGGGG